AUGGCACUCUCCGAAUGGAAUCCAGCCGCUGUCAAGAACGAGCGCUGGCUUUCUAGCUUCUCGAUGACGAAAAAGUUGUUCAAUUUGAACAUACGAAGGAAGCACGACCUCGCCGCAGACGUACAAGGCGGCUCCCAAUUACCAGAUUCCUUAUCUCGUAACGAGGCGACUCCAGUAGACCCAUUAACCCCUACAUCAGCUGUAGACCGAUCCCAGGAAGACGACGCUCCAUACAUGCAAGGAGCUUCCAAGGGCAUGGAUCCUCCGUCCCAGGCUCCCACCGUGGUGGUAUCUUCUGCCGAUCCCCCCUCCCCUACGACACCGGUUUUACCUCAGAACCUCGUCGGCGCUGAUCAAGACUUGCCAACCGCCUUGAAUUUAACUGACCCCUCACGCCUUGCACCUGAAACCCAAGGCGAUGCUUCCUCUCCAGUUUCGCCUACUUCUCCUACGUCCCAACGGGUGGCAGGCGUCAAGGCGGGGGUUACCUCUACCAAAGAAAUUAAAGAGUGUUGCCCAUCAAAUGGAAGAAAUUUAAGCGUGAGCUUCGAUGGGACUUUGGGCGAAUUUGGAGUUAUGAAUAGCAAUGUCAUAGAAUUCAACAGUCGUAUCAUCAAAGAUAAAAAACAGUUGUCGAACUAUAUCAGCGGCAUUGGAACACGCGGGUCCUCGAUCAUUAGUCGAAAAAUUGACUCUGCAAUCGCAACGACGUUCCAAAGCAGUGUCCUCAUGGGGUACGAAUGGCUUUGUAAUCAGUACAAACCAGGGGACAGAAUAUUUCUUUUUGGCUUCUCUCGUGGUGCAUACCAAGCCCGUGUAGUCGCAGGGAUGAUUGAGCGCGUUGGCCUACUUUAUCGGGGGAACAAUAGUCAACUUCCAUCUGUGUUCAAGUUGUAUAUGGCAAUGGAAGAGUCUUCGACUUCAUCCGCCACUACAGCCGUCGCGGAGCCAAAUCCAACGGUUUUAGUGGCAAAGGAAAAAUGCAGUAUAUUUAAAAAAGCAUUCUCGCGACCGAGUGUGAAGGUCCACUUUGUUGGUGCAUGGGAUACCGUAUCGUCCAUCGGGAUCGCUUUGAAGCCAUGUUUCCCAGAGACUGUUGACGGGAUGUCGCAUGUCUGCCAUUUUCGUCAUGCGCUUGCUCUAGAUGAGCGACGAGUCAAAUUCUGGCCAGAGUACGCAAACACUGACGCACCUUCAUCUGGAGCUCAACGCGGUGAUAUAAAGGAGGUGUGGUUUGCUGGAUCCCAUUCUGAUAUUGGAGGAGGGGGGAUAGCGAAUCCGAAGCUAGCGAACUUCGGGCCAGCAUUAAGAUGGAUGACAUAUGAAGCAAUGUUCCAUGGCCUCCGUAUGGAACAGUACUUGGGGAUAUGGAAGGACAUUGAGCCGAGUACAUCGUUGAAGGGACUGUGGUGGAAUCUCCUUGAGAUACUUCCGCUACGGCGCCCAUCAGGCGUGGAUGGAGGACGAACGACGCGAGUACCUCACCUCGGUGCUCCUCGACGGAUACACAAAGGACAAUUCAUUCAUGAAUCAGUAUUUAAGCAAAUGGGGUUCGACUUGCAAUCUACUCCUGGCGAUAAAGACCAUGCUCAAGGUACUGGUGGCAACAGCGACAUUGCAACGAAAGAGCUUCCAAGCCCACUUUCGGUCAUCGUCUCUCAAGGCACCGCUGGAAAGCACGGGUCAUACAAACCACCAGCCAUCUUCUACGACACUGCGGUAACAUGGGAGAACAUUGACCUUUUACGAGAGAUGAUCGAAGCAGAUUACUUUUCAUCCGCCGCCUCUGCGGUCCACCGACUAAAAAGUGCAUACACGAACAAGGAUGACAAAGAGCUACUUCUUUCAGCUAUACAGGCUCUCCACUCUCACGUCCUUUCUGCUCCACGGCUUAAGUCCCUGGCCGAGGUUCCUGGCGUGCUGGGUCUACUUUUAGAGGUACUUAAAGUACUAUCCUCGUUAACUCCCGAUAAAACUAGGGCGGUUGACUCCUCCUUUGCUACUCGGGUUAUCUUCUCUGCGCUUGCAUACGUGCCUUCACAGCCUUCACACAAAUUUGCAGUCAAAGAUUUCCGUACCCUUGCUUCGCAACCAUUCAAGAUUAUUCCCGAACAUAUAUAUCGUGAUGUUAUCAUCCGUCAUGGAGAUGGAAAACUCGAAGAGAUUUCCACAGGCGUCAAAGGGACGUUGGAGUACAUUUCCUUCUCAAGGGAUCAAGACUUAAUAUUCUGCGGUUCUUACGAAGAGGUCGCAAUUUGGAACCUUGAGACAAAGACGACGACUCAAUCUGUACCACUCGGGCGCAUCGAAACCGUAGAGAUUUCCGCCGAUGGCUCACAGUUUGUGAUCGGAUUAGGAGACCACGUGCAAUUGUGGGACGUGCACACAGGAGCCAGGGUGCAGGACUUCGUCGGGCAUUCCUCCACGGUACUCAUUGUGACACUCUCAAGUGAUGGUAAGAUGGCAUCUGGGUCGAUGGCUGGAUCAAUCCGAAUGUGGGAUUUGAAGAGCGGUGAAGACUUGCAUGGCGAUAUGGACCGUCACUGGGGUCCGAUCUGGGAGCUAGCUUUCUCUGCGGAUAACACUCGAUUAGUGUCGGGAGGUCAUGACACGACAGUGCGGCUAUGGGACACAAACACUGGAGACCAUCUAAUGGUGCUACGAGGGCAUACAGACGAAGUGUGGUCCGUUGCAUAUUCCCGCGACGGUGCAUACAUUAUCUCUGGGUCAACCGAUACGACAGUCCGUGUAUGGGACGCAAAAUCUGGGGAUGUGAGGACAUUGGAAGGACACAUGGAUGUGGUUACAUGUCUGGCCUUUUCAAAGGAUGGGACGCUGAUUGCUUCUGGAGGGCAGGAUAGAACGUUGCGUGUGUGGGAUGCAUCUACGGGUGAGGCACUCGUCAUAUAUGAUGUUGGGAUUCGGCUACGGUCAUUGGCUUUCUCUCCAGAUGAUAAGCAGCUUAUCGUAGGUUGUGCUUACGGCAAGAUUUUCAUCUGGGACGCCGAAGUACUGCUUUAG
Messenger RNA from Pleurotus ostreatus (oyster mushroom), 3021 nucleotides. RefSeq lists its product as uncharacterized. Lineage: Eukaryota; Fungi; Basidiomycota; Agaricomycetes; Agaricales; Pleurotaceae. The transcript is spliced from 13 exons. Gene Ontology annotation, molecular function: protein binding. Bases 1 to 3021 code for a protein of 1006 amino acids. The record is from RefSeq and is a predicted model, not a curated record.